AUGGCAGAUUCAGACUCGGAAGAAGGAUUGACAGGGGAAGAGAUGCAGCAGCAGGAGGAAGUCGAGCCGCCGCCAAAACGAGCCAAGCAAGAUGCCUCUAACCCAAAGCGCCACAUGAAACCAUCACCACAUUCAGUCGCAAAACUCAUGGCUCCCAAGCCAAAGCCCGCUCCAAAGCCUCCCGGCUCACGGCCUCACUUGUUCAAGAACCGCAUGGCGCUGGGCGCAUACAUUGCCCAUCCGGAAUCGUAUCCUGCGUCCGUCGUCAUCUACCACAACGCAGACUUUGUCGUCAUCCACGACAAGUUCCCCAAGGCGACGGUGCACACGCUGCUGCUGCCGCGGUCCGCCCGGCACAGCCUAUUGCAUCCCUUUGAGGCGCUGGAAGACGAGCAGUUUCUGGCCAAGGUGAGGAUUGAAGUUGACAAGCUGAAGGUGCUUGCGGCGGGGGAGCUGCAGCGGCGAUUGGGCAUGUUUAGUCGGGCUGAUGCCGCGAGGGAGGCGGUGCUGAAUGGCGAGACGGAGGUGCUGGAUGAUGGGGAGCAAACAAAGGGCGAGACGGCAGCAACAACAGAAGAUGGAGGACAAGACAAGGACAAACGUGACGGCCGUCGAGAGGAGCUAAGACUGCCGUUCGGAAGAGACUGGGCCGCCGAGAUCAAGUGCGGCGUGCACGCAGUCCCCAGCAUGGGCCACCUGCACAUCCACGUCUUGUCGCGGGACAUGCACUCGCCGGCCAUGAAGCACCGCAAGCACUACAACUCGUUCAACACGCCGUUCCUGGUGGACGUGGCCGACUUUCCGCUCAAGGGCGCCGAUCUCAGGAGGGGUUCGAGGGAAGAGGGGUUCAUGAGGCGGGAUCUGGUCUGCUGGCGGUGCGGGAAGAAUUUUGGGAAUCGGUUCAAGGAGUUGAAGGAGCAUCUGGAGAGGGAGUUUGAGGAGUGGAAGAGGGAGUGAUGUGAUGAUGGAUAGGCAGGUAUGGACAGUAUCCAUUCGACACGUAAUUCAUAUAUGAUGCAUGAAUCCCUCAGAGAUGCAAGUCCAAAAGUAUGCAGAGAGAGAAACAAAGAGACAGAAUAUAAACCAUUUGAUGGUUAUUUUCAUCAUCGUUGCGCACAGAAGUUAGUUUCAUAUGUGAUGGAUACUCGUGAUAAGGCUCUGCAUGCAGAUGGAAUAGAUAGAUGUAGCUGGCAGAUAUCCCGUCGCCUCAUGCCAGGGCCCUCCCUCCUCAUCCAGCUGAAAGCAAAGGUCGUCGUCAAAUCCAUUAAUAAUACAAUUCGGAGCUCCCAAAAAACGCCCGCCGGUCCAAGUUGUUCUUCAUCUCAUCACCGCUUCGCUCUCUCUCUCUCUCUUGUAUGUCAGCCCUGAGAAUAUCACCACUUCCUCCUCGCGGAUGCCCUCUUUUUAUUUCGGCCUCGUCAUACGCACAUACACACAAGCACAAAAAGCCAUCCAAAUUACAAAGAGCCCGACUCAGCUCAGUUCGCGCUCCAAACCGAGGCCUCAUUCAUCGUCAUUGUCAUAGUCCACCUGGUCCUCCUGUAACGAAGAAGAAGGAAUAUUGCAACCAGAAUCAGCCAAUCAUGUUCUUGAUACGUGAGAGCCACGCCGGUGAUGUGAAUGAUGAUGAAGGACCGACCUCGUAUUCGGGAGACUGCUGCGGCGUGAGGGCCGAUCUGGCCCCGGUGCGCGCAUCACUUGCCACGUCUACAAGGGAGAAUUGGGAAUCGCGUGAGUGGUCCGUCUCUUUGAUGAUUUUGGAGAUUUAUGUGCUUUUGCGUUGGCGACGGUUGGACUUACCACCGAUGCCUGGCUGAUUACUGGCAGCGUCGUCCUCGGCCUCAGCCUCAACAUUGGCCUCGGACUCUGCGGUCGCUGCCUGGUCGUCGUCGUCCUGGGUCUGCGUAACGUCCGACUUGCGCGGCCUGCCCCGACGCUUCUCGCCCGGCGCCAAUGGCGGCAGCACCUUCUUGGCCGCCUUUGCCCUUGCCUGUGCUCCCUUCUUGCCGCUGCCCUUGGGCCUUCCUCGCGGCUUGCCGGUGGGCACAUAGGGCUUUGCGGGGGAUUUUGAGGUUACGCCCUUGGGCCGGCCGCGACCGCGACCCGGGGUCUUCUUCACGCCAGCAUCUUCGGUGGCCUGGUGGGUGAUGUCUGUGGAUGCGUUGUUCGCCGCCUUGGCGUCCUCCUUGGUGCGCGCCAUCGGGGGCCGUAUGUUUGCUUUUCUUGCGACAGAAGAGAUUGGGAACUGCGGAAAAAGGGGGUGCAGAGGUAUUCGGGUCGUGGAACCUAGUUGCCACGGGAGGGAGAUGAAUUGCAAUGUUUGUGAGGGUGCUUGGCUGGUUGGUUGGUUUGGUAUGAGGAGAAGGAAAAUAAAAGAAAAAAAUUCUGGGGAAAAAAACGGGUGAUGCUGAGAUACGCGACUUUGUGCGUGACGAGAGACGGAACAA
Trichoderma atroviride IMI 206040 is the source of this 2447-nucleotide messenger RNA. NCBI's taxonomy places the organism in Eukaryota, Fungi, Ascomycota, Sordariomycetes, Hypocreales, Hypocreaceae. The record is from RefSeq and is a predicted model, not a curated record.